Salarias fasciatus (jewelled blenny) is the source of this 3354-nucleotide messenger RNA. RefSeq names its product inositol-trisphosphate 3-kinase B. NCBI's taxonomy places the organism in Eukaryota, Metazoa, Chordata, Actinopteri, Blenniiformes, Blenniidae. The record is from RefSeq and is a predicted model, not a curated record. Bases 624 to 2927 code for a protein of 767 amino acids. The transcript is spliced from 12 exons. Gene Ontology annotation, molecular function: inositol hexakisphosphate kinase activity. Gene Ontology annotation, cellular component: cytoplasm; nucleus. Gene Ontology annotation, biological process: phosphatidylinositol phosphate biosynthetic process; inositol phosphate biosynthetic process.
GGCUUCAAACCCACGGCGGACUAACAGCGCCUCAUUACGCGCAGCGAGGUGUCGAGCAACACAUGACAACACAAACCUUCCUCCCCUGAAACAAACCCAACUCUCUUUAUCCCGAAGAGCGAGGAGGCGAGCGCCCGCUGGACGCUCCAAAGUUCUCUACUUCCAUUAAGGAGGUCCUCCAGUGAGAAAAACACUGAGAGAGAGAGCUUCACGUGUGGAGGAGGAUUUUUUGGUGAAAGAAGGUGGAGAGCAGCGGCAGAAAGAAGACACCGGCGGCGGCUGCGUCGAAGGAACACAAAGCGCACCGGAGGACCGGAGGAGAAGUAGUUUUGGUUUUUUUGGGUGCGCGGCGGCCGCAGUCUUCUCCGUGGAUGUGCGGUGAUCCCGGUGUGAAGGAGGGAAACUCAUCCCCGGGUCGUUACUCGUUACUGCUGGUAUCUGCCAGUUAAAAAAAGAAACCAUCCUGUCCGAUAGAGGAGCGUUUUGGAGAGGGCGAGCGCACGUUCUUCAGUAGCGGGCGCCCUUCGCGGCGGCUGUAAGCUGUUCUCCAGACCGCCCUGCAGCUUCAGGGGAGAUUGUCAGAUGUGUGCCCGGCGCUCAGAGCCCCAGGCCUGGCCGCGGGGAUGGCAGCAUCUGCCGUGAACCUGAAUGGCCUCGGAGUCAUGAACAGCAGUAAUCAGUUUCACACCCAGCCCGGCUCCUCCAGUUCCUCCUCUCGGACCAGGACCAGCCCAGUCGCCCGGCCUGUGCUGCCGGUUCCAGAUCGGAGCACCUACUGCCAGUUACUGGGUGGGGGAGCGCUUGGUGGCGGCCCCUACAGCCCGACGAGCCCCAAGACGAGCCCCCGAUCUCUGGGUCAAACCUUUGUCUUCCCAACAUCAUCAUCUCUGCUCUCGCCAAGCCCCACCUCCCCUCGUUCCCGCCCCCCGUCCCCGCGGAGCCCAGAGCUGCUGGGAGUCAAUGUGGGCCGGCGCGUCCGACGCCUGAGCUCGCCCGGCGGUGAAGAGAGAGGGGAAGGAGACGGGCAGGAGGAGCGGGGAGGAGAGUCGGGAGGAGGAGAGAGGCGAGAGGAGCGGCGACGCCAGGCACAGCUGCUGCAGAUUCACAGGGAGCUGCAGAACGUGGAGGUCAGGGGUAAAGUGGGCAUUUUCGAGGCUCACAUUUCCGGGAUCCGUGCCCAGGUGCUUAACAGUGAGCUCCAGCGCAGCCCUCGAUCUCCCAGACGAACAACUACUCAAGCCCACCCCGGCCAAGAAAUCACGGCUGUUGAAUACCCAAUGACUCACCCACAACAGACUAAAGUUUCCUCUGUUGUUCAAAAUGGGAGAGGAAGGGAGGAAGAAACAACAGAGGGAGGAAGGAGCGAGGCUGAGAAGGACGGCGGCGUUACAAAAACAGAGCGCAAGACUCUGAUGGAUCAAACCGACUGUCAUUCAGAAACAACAAGGCAAGCUCCCUGUUUAGACAGUCUGGCGGUCCAGGGCGCCCCUGGGACGUUACGAAAAGACGGAGCAACAGAUGGGAAAACACUGAGAGAAACGAUGGGAGAAAAAGACGGAGGAGAGGUAGAAAACAAACAACUGGUGGGAGAUGAAAGAGAACAGACUGAGAGAGUAAAUCCGCUGAGCCUUAAAACGCCGCUUCACGCACAAGGAAACACGUUGGAGGGUCAACAUGAACCUCCACCCCAGGCGCAGAGCGGCGAGCGCUCCACGUGUUCGCCGGACGCCGACGGCAACCCGUCCGACCACGCUGCCUGCGUUCCCCCCUCCAUCCCCGCGGUCAUAAUAACCGACCACGGCCUGGAGAGCCAGCCUCAGAGCGCCGUGCCGUGCUCCACCCCGAGCCCCAACUGCAGCCCCCGGCCCAACUCCAGCCGCUCGCUCAGGAAGCUGUCGUCCUCCUCCGCCUCCUCGGCCGGCUUUUCCUCGUCCUGGGAGGAGUCGGAGGAGGACAUCUCCAGUGACACGGAGAAAGGAGAGCAGCUCCUCAACCCUGCUCUUCUCACUUCUCAGCAGAAAGCACACAAGUCUUGGAAGAAGAUUAAAAACAUGGUUCACUGGUCGCCGUUCGUCAUGUCCUUCAAGAAGAAAUACCCCUGGAUUCAACUGGCUGGACAUGCAGGGAGUUUCAAGGCAGGUGCAAAUGGACGCAUAUUAAAAAAACACUGUGAAUGUGAGCAGCGCUGUUUGUCCCUGUUGAUGAGGGAUGUGCUUCGCCCCUACGUCCCUGGUUACCAUGGAGACGUGGAGAAGGAUGGCCAGAAGUACAACCAGAUGGAGGAUCUGCUGGCUGAGUUUGAUUUCCCGUGUGUGAUGGACUGUAAGAUGGGAGUGAGGACCUACCUCGAGGAAGAGCUGACCAAGGCUCGGAAGAAGCCCUCUCCUCGGCCCGACAUGUAUCAGAAAAUGAUCGAGGUGGACCCGAACGCGCCCACGCACGAGGAGAACGACCAGAAGGCCGUGACCAAACCCCGGUACAUGCAGUGGAGGGAGACCAUCAGCUCCACGGCCACCCUGGGAUUCAGAAUAGAGGGAGUCAAGAAGGAAGACGGCACGGUGAACCGAGAUUUCAAGAAGACGAAGACGAGAGAACAAGUCAUGGUGGCGUUCCAAGACUUCGUCAGAGGAAACAAGGACGUACUGAGGUGUUAUCUAACCAGGCUUGAAGAAAUUAGAGACACUCUGGAAAUCUCUCCAUUCUUCAAAACCCAUGAGGUGAUUGGCAGUUCCUUGUUAUUCGUCCACGACAGUAAGGGACGGGCCAAAGUCUGGAUGAUCGACUUCGGGAAAACAACUCCUCUUCCCGACGGGCAGGAACUCACUCACCGGGCGUCAUGGGUGGAGGGGAACAGAGAGGACGGCUACCUCUCUGGACUCGAUAGUUUGGUGGACAUUAUUUCAACCAUGGUGAACUCGGAGACUUGAAGUCUGGGGCCUUUUUUUUUUUUUUUUUUCAAGAUGACUUCCAUUUAGAUUUCAUUCCUCUGAGGAAAACUUUGGACUUCCUCACAGACUCCCUCGCACACGCUCGUCCGCUUGUUGGAAUUCGACAUUCUGAAAAACCAAGGCAUGGCUGGAUCCAUUCACAUCCUGCUGAGUCGAGAUUGAGUCAUUACCUAUUCACGGGUCUCUCCUUUUGUUGUCUUUAUCCCCAUAAACGUCAGCUCACAAUAGGCCUGUUUUACAGGAACAGCACAAGUGGAAUUUAUAACAUUAACAGCAGCUCAUUUCCUCCUCCAGGAUAAAAUAAAAUCACACCAGAAUAAAAGAACAAAAAAAAAAAAAAUCAAAGCAGGGAUUCUCAAUUUGAAAGGAAGAGUUGUCAUAUUUCUGAAAUGAUCAAAGUUAAGUU